Symbiodinium sp. CCMP2456 is the source of this 205-nucleotide messenger RNA. The record is from the annotation of a GenBank genome assembly. NCBI's taxonomy places the organism in Eukaryota, Dinophyceae, Suessiales, Symbiodiniaceae.
AUGGUGCGCAUCGUGAAUGGUCAGGUGGUAGACUCUGCCACGGCUGUGCAGAAGAGGAGGUCGCAGGGUCCGCUGGACCAAGUGGCCGGCUUCUUCUGGUCGAUCGUGUCCUUCUUCGUGCUGUUCUUCCACACCAUGUUCAAGCCGGGAGCAGGUGGGGGCAAGCGAACCGAGGGACGGUCACGGAUCAAGACCAUCAACCCAG